UCUUCUCCUUUGUCUAUUUAUUUCUAGAUAAAAGAGACGAACUUAUAACGUCGUUUUGAAAGCAGAGCCCCCUCCCUCUCUAGUCUCAAGUCUCUAGCCUGUCUCAGACCUUGGAAUUCUAUCUAUUUUUCCCGAUGUUUCUCUGCUAUUUUGGGUUUCGUUUGCAAGAAAACUCAAAUCCUUGCUUCUUCUUUUAGCUUUUGUUUAUUUUGUGACUGUAAUCCCCCAAAGCAAGCCCUUUUUGUAUGGCGGAGUUUCCUCCGAAUUUGGACGAUGGAGAAGUGUGGCUUCCCUCCGAUAUUUUUCUCAACGAAGUAGUGCCGGCUUCCAGUCUCAGCCACCGUAACUUAUCUUGCGUGGACGACCUCGCUGAACGUUUCGCUGCUUUCGCGUUGCUCCAGCAUCGCCGAAGCGUUUUCAAUGCUCCCCGCAAUCUGUCCCCAAACUUGGAGUGGUUCAGACCAGAGGUUCAAAAGUUCGGUACGAUUAGUCGUGUGCCACAGGAAUAUAUGAGCCCCAACGGCGGUUAUGAAAACACCAGUCGCGGUCUAUGCGGGUGCGGAGCCAGGCCCUACUCUCCCGUAAACAAACUGCUCUACGAGUACCAGCUCCUGCAACCAUCUCAACCUAAGGCUGUUGUUGACGGCUUAAGCGCGAGGGUCCUGCGGAAUCGGCAAAACCGCCUUCAAAAUCGCCUUUUGCCGUUUCAGGGAAGUACUGGGUUUGGGCUUAGUGGUGGCUUCGUAAAAGAGUCUGGUGGGACAGGUGUCUUCAUUCCCCGUAUUUUGAACACCUCCGCCACCACAAGUGCCGUCGCUAGUGAUACAAGAAAGCGAAAGGUGGAGGUAAAGCAUGAAGGGUUUGCUGGGAAAUAAGGAAAGCAUAGUUAUGAGAAAUGAACAGGAGAUUCAGGUAACGGGGACCUCCCUCAAAGGAAUUGAUGUAGCCAAGCAAAGGGAAAGUCAUCGCUAUCUUCCUCCUGAGAUGAGUUUGCCUCAGGACUGGACUUACUGAACUCAUCUACUACAAACUCGUUUUUGCUGUAAAGUGAUCUUCUGGCUUGAGGAUGAUAUUAAGUAGAGCUCAAGGAAAGAAGAAUGGAAGGUCAAAAUAAUCUUUUGGGUAUCGUGCAGUAAAGCUAAAAAAAUGGAAGUUCAGAGAACUUAGGUUUGCUUUUCUUCCCGAUGCUUACCUUUUGUUGAAAUAAAUAAAUAAGAGUGCUUGGAAGGUUGUCUUUGUACGUAGGAAAUUGAACUGUUUCCUCAGCUGGGUAGUUUAUUAGUAGGCUAAUAGUAUAUUAGUAGGAAAAUCAUAAAUUAGUGUAAUAAUUUGAUAUUUCUUGGAAGACCCUCCCUUUAUUCUGUUUGUUAGUGAUUUAUCUUUUGUGGCAUUUAAUGUUAAUGACAGAUGGGGGAGUGGACAUGCCCCCCAAAAGCUCUUUUUGCCUUUUCGUUUGGUUUACA
Molecule: messenger RNA, 1463 nt
Organism: Juglans regia (Persian walnut)
Lineage: Eukaryota; Viridiplantae; Streptophyta; Magnoliopsida; Fagales; Juglandaceae
Exons: 5
Coding region: 246-875 (209 amino acids)
Source: RefSeq, a predicted model, not a curated record